Brienomyrus brachyistius is the source of this 2508-nucleotide messenger RNA. RefSeq names its product P2Y purinoceptor 14-like. Gene Ontology annotation, molecular function: G protein-coupled purinergic nucleotide receptor activity. The transcript is spliced from 3 exons. The record is from RefSeq and is a predicted model, not a curated record. Lineage: Eukaryota; Metazoa; Chordata; Actinopteri; Osteoglossiformes; Mormyridae. Gene Ontology annotation, biological process: G protein-coupled receptor signaling pathway. Gene Ontology annotation, cellular component: membrane. The coding region runs from base 1149 to 2147 and encodes 332 amino acids.
UUCCGAUUGUCAACUGUCUGGUCUUUGAUUUGUGGAAGAUAUUAGUGGUGUAAUGGUAUGUCCACACACGAAAUUCAAGGUUCGGUGAAAAUCUCGGUUUUGGGAUCACGGUUCAGUUAAUUAGAACUGCAAACAAACACAAUUAGGAACGGUUGCAAACCAAAGGCAAUGUGUCUGUAUACGUGUUUGAAUAACAAAAUCAAAGAGAUGGCCACGUGCACAUUGUAAAAAUAAAUAUGGGAUUUUGUUUUUAUCAAAAAUAUAAUACCAUAACAAUAUGGUGACCAAAGUCCAAUGUACUGUUACCGAGAAUGGUCCCAUAUCUGUUGUGAGUAACACCCUGUGGUCUACAUUUCCUGGCAAAUCGCUUUACUAUAAGUAUCAAAGGGAGAAUUACUUGCAGCGGCUGUUCCUGCCUUGUUCUGGCUGUACCCACACUCGGAUAAUCUCAAUGUUUGAUCAUUCAACCAACAUAUCCGAUUUCGGUAUAACAGAUUCGAUAAAGAAUCUUAGUUGUUAGCAACUCUCUCCAGUGCACAGUAAUUACUAGGAAACCAAAUGUUCUUGAACUGCCGAUUAUGACCUACCAGCCGUAACAUUUUACAGCCAAAAUGAGAACCAUUAUGCUACUUGUGAACUUAUUCGUUUACUUGCGCUUACUGAAACGAAAAUGAUUAACCGAACGAUAUACAACGAAUACGUUACAGCCGUAAAAGACAUGCACAUAUUUUGUCUUACGAAGUUGUGCUUAACCUUUACAUCGUUUGUGUAUUUAAUUUUUGCUUGUUUUUUGUACAGUAAUUCUGAUGCGUGCAGUUAUGUAUAAGGGUUAAAUUUGGUCAGCUGGCUUGCGUGAGAUUUUCGGGUCGAGAUAACCGGUUUACUGUAUUACCUUGCAAAUAUCCUGUAGGGUUUGCAAAUUACGACGUGAGAGCAAAUUAGCAGAUGCGUGAGAGCUGACAAACCUGACUUACUCCUAGUUAACAGAUCUGGUGUAUGGGGUUACUAAAUUCACGACUUAUUUAGUGUUACAAUAUCACUUGGAAUACUACUGUAAUAUAACUUGAAAUCCAGAAACUCUUUCCUGAUGGAGAUGAAAAUAUUAGCACACGAAAUGAUUAGCUUUGAACUGACCACUUUUUAAAUGAAUGACUAUUAAAGCAGAACCAGUAAACAUGAACUCCAGUAACACAAGCCACCUGUCCAAUGAGACCGACCUGAGCAGCGUCUUCACCCGUGAGAUUCGGCCUGCGCUCUACCUCCUGGUGUUCGGCGUGGGUCUGGUGCUCAACAUCCUGGCCGCCUGGAUCUUUUUCAGGGAGCUGGGAGGCUCAGGCUUGGUCGUCUACCUGAAGAACAUGGUGGUGGCAGACCUGCUGAUGCUUCUCGCCAUUCCCUUUCUUGUUGCUGGUCAGCUGGGCAUCGGUCAGUGGUUCGUGUGCCGGUACGGUGCUGUGCUCUUCUAUGGCAGUAUGUAUGUCAGCAUCGUCUUCCUGGGACUCAUUGGCCUGGACCGCUAUGUAAAGGUGGUGUGUUCCACCACUGGCCCUAAUCGUUUCCAGGGGGUGACGUUUGCACAUGUUGCGUCUGUACUCACUUGGGUACUGCUGGCUGUAAUAACGCUACCUAACAGCAUGCUGAGCAGCAACAACAUAGCGCGUCUGGGCGGCACUGCAGACUGCAUGCGCUUGAAGACCCCACUGGGAAUCCGCUGGCACAAUGCCUCUUCCAUCACGUGUGUCUGCAUCUUCUGGGUGGUCCUACUGCUGCUGAUCUUCUGCUAUGUCGCCAUCGCCCGCCGCGUAUCGCAAUCGCACCAAGGAGAAGCCCGCAGAAAGUCCAUGCGUAGCAUCAUCAGUAUCCUGCUGGUGUUCUGCAUCUGUUUCGUCCCAUAUCACGCAUGCCGUGUGCCCUACACGCUCAGCCAGGGCUCCUCCACUUUCUACAGCCUAUACACUCGCUACGUGCUCUCCCAGCUGAAGGAAGCCACACUUCUCCUGUCGGCCUGCAACGUCUGCUUGGACCCUGUGAUCUACUUCCUCAUGUGCUCAACCUUCCGGAAGGCAUUGAUCAGGAAGCUGUCAUACAGAACUUCUCCAGUCAACAGCAGAGCCGUAACAAGUGCUCCAAGUGUCAGCAAAGUAUAAAGGGGUCUCGGAGGCGGUGUGGGGAGAGGUAUUGUGCUUCAGCCUGCGUAUAACAGGACAUGUGCCUCAUGUUACCAUAACCAGAUAACAACAGACAGGCCCUCCUGCCUCUAAAGAUUCCAUCAUUUAAGGAAGAUGCAGGAAAUGGACUCAGUAAGGGCGCUGUGUCCAGGGGAGACACAGGAAGUAGCUCUGACAGAAGGCUUCACAACAGGAAGCCGAGCAGGUGCUUGACAGGGACUUAAGCACGUUCACCCAAAUGCCUUUUAUCUACUUCCUCAUCCCAUCUAGCGGUUUUAUCUCUGCUUGGGGUGAGAAUAUAAACAGAGCUGAGCAAACAGCACCUGUAUCAUGUCUAUAU